ACGAUCCCAACACCAGCGCGUGUUUCUGCUCCAACUACCACCACAACACGCCGCGUACGCACACCGACUUCCACCCAACGCUCCAAUUCUCAGCGCAUACUUUUUGACCAUGGAUCUUACGCCAAAGUUUACCGCCACUACUGCUACUUCUUCUACAACUUAUUCCCUCGCAUCGCUCUGACUCAGGACAGUCCGGGGAUACAGAGAGAAAGUAGAGGAGGAGGAGGAGGAAGAAGGAGCUAAUGCCGGGCAAACUGCUCCCAAACUUUCCCCAAGUCGCUUCAUGGAGUUUUUAACGCCGCUUGUACGUCGCGUUUUGAGUUUGCAAGUUUGUCCCUGACUCCAAAGCGAGUGGAAAGCAGAAUAAAAGAGAGUUGGAGAGGAAGAGGAGACGUACCGGUAGUUAAAAAAAGGCGGUGAGACGCGACAGUAGUAGAAGGCGACACCAGAGAGUGGUCGGGCAUCAUGGAGACCACAGCUCCCACAGCCACAGAGAAGAAGGAGUGUAAGACCUCAGCGCUGGAUGGAAGCAGCUUCUCUGAGCUCCCAAAGAAACCAUCGCCAACCACACUUAACAGAGGUGGUCAUCCGCUCUUCCCCACCUUCCACACGCCCAUCCCCAUAGACAUGAGGCACCACGAGGGACGCUAUCAUUAUGAACCACAUCCACUGCACGCCAUGCACGGACCUCCAGGCCUGACGAGCAGCCCGGUCAUCUCUGACAUCUCCCUGAUCCGGCUGUCCCCUCACGCAGCAGCGGGCACCGGGGAGUCGCCCUUCAGCCCCCCUCACCCAUACGUGGUCCCACACAUGGAGCACUACCUGCGCUCUGUGCACGGCAGCCCCACCUUGUCCAUGAUCUCAGCCGCCAGGGGACUGAGCCCGGCAGAGGUUACCCAUGAACAUCUGAAAGACCGAGGCCUAUUCAGCCUCCCCCCUCCACCCCCGGGAGCCAACCCCACAGAGUACUACCACCUGAUGGCCAGUGCCAGCCAGCGUAGCCCCUAUGGAGACCUCCUGAUGCAGAGUGGAGCUGCAGCAGCCGCAGCAGCAGCAGUGGCAGCAGCUGGCCAUCUACCCGACUACAUAAGCCCUGUGGAUGCUGUAUCGCGUUUCUCCAGCCCUCGCCUGACCCCCAGACUGAGCAGGAAAAGAGCCCUGUCCAUCUCUCCCCUGUCCGACGCCAGCAUCGACCUGCAGACCAUGAUCCGCACCUCACCCAACUCUUUAGUGGCCUACAUCAACAACUCACGCUCCAGCUCAGCGGCUAGCAGCUCCUACGGGCACCUGUCUGUAGGGGGGCUAAGCCCGUCAUUCAGCUUCCCUCACCCCAUGAACCCAGUGGCCUACCAGCAGCUCCUGUCCCAGCAGAGGGGCCUAAACGCCUUUGGUCACACUCCUCCUCUGAUACAGCCGUCUCCUGCCUCCUUCUCUGCUCGCCAACACCCCCUCACCUCCUCCAUGACGACAUCCCAUAAUACCUCCAACUCUGAGGGCAACCAGAACGCAGGUGGGGACCCGGCCGUUAGCAGUACUGUCAACCCGCUCAACACCAAGAGGUCAAAGGUCAAGACGGAAGCGGAAGGACCCCUACCCAUCUCACCGUCCACUCAGGAUCACGGAGGAGGGGUCCUGGAUUUGAGCGAGGAUCUGGAUAAAGACGAGUGUAAACAGGAACCAGAGGCUAUCUACGAGACCAACUGUCACUGGGAGGGCUGCAGCAAGGAGUACGACACCCAGGAUCAACUCGUACAUCAUAUCAACAAUGACCACAUUCACGGUGAGAAGAAGGAGUUCGUGUGCCGCUGGGAGGAGUGUUCCCGGGAGCAGAAGCCCUUUAAGGCGCAGUACAUGCUGGUGGUCCACAUGAGGCGCCACACCGGAGAGAAACCUCACAAAUGCACGUUUGAGGGCUGUGCCAAAGCGUACUCUCGCCUGGAGAACCUAAAGACCCACUUGAGGUCUCACACCGGAGAGAAGCCCUACGUCUGUGAGCACGAGGGCUGCAACAAAGCCUUCUCCAACGCCUCGGAUCGGGCCAAGCAUCAGAACAGAACACACUCCAAUGAGAAACCCUACGUGUGUAAGAUCCCAGGCUGCACCAAACGCUACACCGACCCCAGCUCUCUUCGAAAACACGUGAAGACGGUGCACGGACCCGAAGCUCACGUGACCAAGAAACAGCGCGGUGACGUUCCUCCGAGACAGCAGCCACCGAAAGGAAACGGCGAGAACGAAGUCAACGCCAAACACGGCUCUAAGGGCGGAGAUGGGAAGACGGACGGCAACAUCACCUCUAGAGGCGGGGAGGACUGCCUGCAGGUCAAGUCCAUCAAGACAGAGAAUUCUAUGACGUAUCAGUCCAGUCCUGGUGGCCACUCGUCAUGUAGCAGUGAGCCGUCACCUCUCAGCAGCACCAACAACAAUGACAGUGGAGUAGAGAUGGCCAUGCACAGCGGGGGCAGCUUCGGAGACCUGAGCGCCCAAGACGAGGGCCCCAUGAUCGACUCCACGGUCCAGGCUGGGGGCCAACACGCUGGGGUGGGCCUACAGUUGAGGAAAGCAAUGCCCUAUGGUUCGGUCACUAUCAAGCUUGAGAAUAUCAAAAAGGAACGGUUGAAGACGGUGAGGGACUCUUGCCCCUGGAGCAACUCUGCACCACAACCUCCACAAGGCCAGCACAACACCAAGUUACCGCCCAUUCCUGCUGUUGGUUCCUUGCUGGAGAACUCCAACUUCAUCAACAACCUCAGUGGCCAGUACCCAGGCCAGCGCCUCACCGACCCAUCCUGUGAGGUGACCCUCCUGAACCAGUUGAAUGAGCGGCGUGACAGCACCACCAGCACCCUCAGCUCAGCCUACACCCUCAGCCGCCGCUCCUCCGGGAUCUCCCCAUGCUACUCCAGCCGGCGAUCCAGCGAGACGUCCCAGUUUGGAGUGAAUCGCCACAACAACAUCAGCUCUGCCGAUUCCUACGACCCCAUCUCAACUGACCUUUCGCGGCGGUCCAGUGAAGCUAGCCACUGCGGAGGAGGAGCUGGGAAUGGAGGUCUUCCGAGUUUGUUAAGCCUCACUCCAGCACAGCAUUACCGUCUCAAAGCGAAGUAUGCCGCCGCUAUCGGAGGCGCUCCACCAACGCCUCUUCCCAACAUGGAUCGCAUGAGCUUGAGAACGCGCAUGGCACUUUACAACGACUCUCAAGAAGGCCAGUCCCACUCCUUCCACCAGCCGACUUCCGGAGCUGUCCCGCGAAGGUGCAGUGACAUCGGGUACGGCCACCAGAGCAUGAUGCCCCACGAAGUUCCCAACAAUCUCCCACGAAGAGCCAGUGAUCCUGUCCGCCGCUCAGCCGGGGAUCCGCAAGCCUUCCCGAGAGUCCAGCGCUACAACAGCAUGAACAAUAUGAAUCCGAUGGAUCUUCAAGAUCGCCAUCAGGGAUUGGCUCAUCAAGGCUACACUCGCUCCGAUGGUAGUCUACAGCGAUACCCCUUCGCACCACGACCACCCAGCAUCUCCGAGAAUGUAGCGAUGGAGAACAUGGCCAUGGACGGUGCCAUGGCUGGGAUGGAGCAUAGCGGGGAGGAUGACAUUGUCCUUCCAGAUGACAUGGUGCAGUACCUCAGGUCACAAAACUCGGGUUCGACUGGGCAAAGUUCAACCUUCCAUACCAACAACCAUUCUCAGGGCUACCAAGGGAGCAUGCCCCCUCCUCCUGCAUCUCACUACUCUCAAAGGAGGAUGGCUAUGGUGGACACUGACAUGCAACCGUGCCAUAUCGCGAACUCACAACAGCCACUAGCUCAUAACAUGAACAAAAACAACAUGCCAGUGCAGUGGAACGAAGUCAGCUCGGGGACUGUGGAUACUACGGACAAGCUAUCCAAGCAGCAGCACCCUCUCAGGGGGAAUCUUGCAGUCGUCCAGCAGAGGCACAACAUUGGGUCCUUCCAGGCAGGACAGGGGCUGAGCAGCAACCAGCAGGGGGUGCCAGUGAGCCAGAACAUGUCCAUGCAGGGAUACUUAAACCAGAACGGCCAACGGCAAAUAAGCCAACAGCAACAGAGGCAGUGCAGCAAUGUGAACCUUGGCGAACAGAUGAGUCCUCAGCAAGGGUUUGGCCAAGAAACCAUCCCCAUAUCUGGCAGCACUAGCAUGAGAGCUAACAGGAAUGGUGUGGAACUGCCAAACUACAGGGCAAGGACUGACGCUUAUCCUCACGCGAACCAAGCAAACGGGUACAGCGCAGUCCCGCAACAGCCAAAUAUGAACGGAGUAAGAGUUAUGAUGCAACCAAGACCUCCAACAGAGCCCAGAACAAGGCACGCUGGACCUGUAGCGAACAGGAUACCCAAGAUGGAGAUGAGUCCAUGCCGAGCAAAUGACACCUCCGAGGCUAGCCCAAAACGGCCUAGCGGUUCUGUGGUCCAUAAUUCUGAAAAUGUAUUUUACACCGGGCAGAUCCACAUGUUUGAACAGGCAAGCUUCGACGCCCCAAUGUCUCCCCAAGCUCCUGCCAACAACACAACUGCUCCGGGCAACAUGGCUUCCCCGGGGGUAAACCAGGUAUCGAGCAGCACUGCAGACUCUUCGACCAAUGGGGCAGCAGAGCACGCCCAGAUUGACUUUGACACCAUGCUGGAUGAUGGGGACCACUCCAGCCUCAUGUCGGGUACUCUCAGUCCAGGGCUUCUGCAGAGUCUUUCCCAGAAUUCCUCUCGACUCACGACCCCCCGCAACUCGGUGACUCUGGCAUCUGUACCGGCAGGGAUUGGCAACAUGGCCAUUGGAGAUAUGAACUCCAUGCUUACAGCGCUGGCAGAGGAGAGCAAGUUCCUCAACAUGAUCAGCUGAGAGCAACCGCAGACCUCAUCCUUCCAUCCAGUCUUAACUUUUGCUAUGUCAGGAUUAUAUGAAAGAAAGCACUGACUGAAUAUUUGUGAAACUUUUUGAUAUUGUCCAUAGACUUAUGCUUGUAAUAUGUACUUUAUAUACUACAGUGAAAAGUAUAGUAUAGGCUUAAGAGCAUCAUCCUCAUUUGUUAAAAAGCCAUACUUUUUAGCUCCAAAUAUACACAUGAUAGCCAGGGAUAUAUAAACACUUGCAGAUCCAUUCAGUAUUUGCCAGAGAGGCAGUCCUUUAUAAAGUGGUGCACUGAAAGCAUUUCACAGCGUGCCUUGCUUAUGACAUCAAGGUUUAAUAUGGGGAAAAACUACCAGGAAAUGGACAUAUGUAGAUAACAGAUAUUUUCUCAUGAAGACAUUUCAUGUACAUUUAUAGAUUUUUACUGUAUGGUACUGUGUUUAAAUUAUAUUUGACUUACAGUAAAAUGUUUAAACUAUGGCUGUCCAUGUGGAGCAUCAGGCCUUUUGGCUAAAGCUUGUUCUAUAUACACAUAUUGUACUAUGUAUAAUAUGGUAAGAGGUGUUUUCCCAGUGGAAUAGGUUUCUUUACCCUCAUACUUUGGGCAGACCUUUGAAUGUGAAAGGGACUUUUGCAUAUCAUAUAUUGUUGGUCCCAGAAAUGGCAUUUAAGUAAGAGAAAAUUGUAACUGCCAUUUUUACAAUUUGUGCACACUUAAGUAUAGUGUCAUCACAUAUUACAGCUGUCAAUGGAGUAGUAGGCCUAUUUGUAACAAAUCAGUAUUUUGUAAACUCGGUUCUAUUAGAUACAUAUACUGUAUACUUUCAUAAAUGUGUAAGUAAGUAUAGUAGUAGUCAACGCAUUUCUAUUUGGAAAGAAUGACACAUUUUAUAUCAUGUUUUGCUGUAAAUGGGUGCAGUAAACCCUGUUCCUGAUGUUUAGAAUGGGCACAGCCCUAAUGGUAAGACAGCCGUAAUGGGCAAUGUACCUCACUGCAUUGUUUAUAUGAUUGAGUAAAUCCAUGUCAUUAACUUUGUGUGUAUUACUCCCAGGACUUUUAUGUAUUUGCAGUGUUCACUGGGCCCAUUUGCAGCUAAUGACAACAUAAAGUGUCGGCUCCAGUCACUUUCUCCAAACUAGGAGUUAAAAUACUACUGUGUAAAAUGCCCUUUCUCAGAGUGCCUAUUUACACAAUAUUGAUGUUAUCGAAGAUUAGUUGGUGCAUGUGAUCAAAUUGAAGCAGAAUCUUGAGUAAUUACAAUGUAAAUGUAGCCCUGACAGCCCUAGUUUAAACACGUGGUUGUACAGCAUUCUGGUCCACUGAUGUUAAGUGCUUUUUGAUCAUGGCCAGGGCUCGGGGGGGGACCGGCAGUGUUGAAUCUACCCUCCGGAUCAGAGGCAUCAGCCCUCUGUGGUCUCAUCUCACCAGGGUAAACAUGGAGGAGGACAAGACUGCGCUGCCAUCACUUCCAACCUUGUAUGAGACGAACAGCAUUCUCUGAAAGAAUAUACAAGUACCUCUGUGUGUUCUUGGGCCCUAAUUACCACAUCCUAGACCCCCCCUCACCCCCUCGACCCCCUUUCCCUCUCUCCCCUGGGCGUACCACGGGUCCACCAGGAAGUGACUUUGAUUUUGGACAGGAUCUGCCAACAAGCCCCUCAGAUUUCUUCAUGUUUGAUGAAUUUCUAAGUAGCCUUUAAAAGUGUUUGUAUGUAUGCUGCCAUCCACUUUUACUGCGUGUGGCUUGAGUGACUGUGUACAUAGCUUUUGUACAUUUCAAAUAAACUAUCCUCUUUGU
Molecule: messenger RNA, 6659 nt
Organism: Periophthalmus magnuspinnatus
Lineage: Eukaryota; Metazoa; Chordata; Actinopteri; Gobiiformes; Gobiidae
Gene: gli2a
Product: GLI family zinc finger 2a
Exons: 14
Coding region: 466-4851 (1461 amino acids)
Biological process (GO): smoothened signaling pathway; regulation of transcription by RNA polymerase II
Cellular component (GO): nucleus
Molecular function (GO): RNA polymerase II cis-regulatory region sequence-specific DNA binding; DNA-binding transcription factor activity, RNA polymerase II-specific
Source: RefSeq, a predicted model, not a curated record